Messenger RNA from Salvia hispanica, 1781 nucleotides. RefSeq lists its product as uncharacterized. NCBI's taxonomy places the organism in Eukaryota, Viridiplantae, Streptophyta, Magnoliopsida, Lamiales, Lamiaceae. The record is from RefSeq and is a predicted model, not a curated record.
GCACCGUAAAAUUUUCCCCCAAUUCCGUCAAACGCCGAUUUCACUGAAAUCUGUAAUGGAAAUUUCGCUCCAAUUCUUUUCUCAAUUUUCAAAUCUAGCUAUCUUUUGAUUCAAUUCGUCCCUCCCUCUCUCGAUUGAUUGGCGGAUCGAAUAUAAUCUGUUCGUUCUAAGAAAUUCUAGGUUUUAGCUUUGAAUUUUCCGAUCUGUGCGAUUUUUCCCCGAAAUCUGAUUUUCUUAGCCUUUUUGUUUCCAAUUGGCUUCAUUCUUUAUUUCGCCUCUAUUAAUAGAAUCAGGAACUGUAAUUCUAUAAGGAGACUUUUUGAUACCUAGGGUUUCGCUGUUCGUCGUUGCUCUAUCUUCAGGCUGACUGUAAAUUGGUUUAUGUUUUUGAGGAUGGGUGUGAAGCGACCAUUGGAAGAGGAAAAUCUUCCGGAGCUUUCAUUCGAGCAACCUAAACAGCACGAUAGCAACAAAAAGCUGACAUUAGCGACCGAAGAUUUUCCUUCUCGCCCAACUUUUCCAAUAGUAAAUUCUCCUGGUGAAGCCAAGAGCAAAUUAUCUGAACUAGAUUCGGAUGGGAUGCCUGAAAGUGGCGGCAUUGGCGCCUUGAUAGUGGACAAAGAAUUGGAUGCAAGUAUACCCUUUUCUUUGGCCACCACCACUAGCAGUAGCAGCAGCAGAGGGGAGCAUUUUGAAGAUCAGGACUUUGCUCGCUAUUACAAUGUUCCAGGAGUUAUUGACUUAACCUUGCCUCGGCUACCUCCAGAACAGUAUGAGGACCCAUAUGUGUAUUUAUUAAACUGUUCCCCCAGGAAAGAAGUGCCAGUUGGGCCAGACCAUCAGGCAGAAGUUCCGGAGUGGGAUCCUAGUGCUAGUGGGAAGAAUUUCUCAGGCACUAGAAACUCCAUCAAAGAUGAUUUGGUACACAAACUUAUGGGUAUUUGUAUCAUUCCGCCACCUGGUUUAAAUGAUUUAAGCAGUGAUGGUUACACUGUUGGUCGUGGCAGAGCUGAUUGUGUCUGCCCAGAUAUGGGGUCUGUGAGAUGUGUGCAGCAACAUGUGAGGGAAGCAAGAGAGAAAUUGCGCUACACCAUCGGUGAUGAAACUUUUGUGAAGUUAGGCUUCUAUGAGAUGGGUGAGGAGAUAACCCAGAGGUGGAGCGCUGAAGAUGAGCAGCUUUUCCACAAGGUGGUUAUCUCCAAUCCUGCUUCAUUAGGUAGAGACUUUUGGAAGGACCUUGCUGCAGUGUUUCCUUCUCGGACAAAAAAGGAAUUCGUCAGCUACUACUUCAAUGUGUUCAUGCUACGGAAGCGAGGUGUUCAAAACCGAUCUUAUUUGUCACGGAUAGACAGUGAUGAUGAUGAAGACCUGAAAUCUGCCCGAGUACACUACCCUUCAACCCAUUUUCUGCUGGCCGAAGAUGGUGAUGAUCUCCAUCAUACCCAUGGGGACUUUCAUCAUCUCCAUGUCGGAGGAGAUGGAGAUUCGGACGUUGGGUCUCUUAGCGACCAGGACUUGGAUGCAGGGUGGGCAGACAGAUAUGGUUCCGAGCCUGAGAUUGUUUGCGGAGACAAGGGCAGCUUUGACAAUCUUGAAACUUUUGAUGGUAGUAUUCCAAAGAAGGAUGAUGUUGAUGAAGGUGGCAAUCACGGACCGGCUACUUCUGGUGGUAAUGUUCCUAAGCCAAGUUCAGGAGAGUGAGAAGUAGCAUGCAUUUGGAUGUAGUUGGGGGUUGCAACUUGUUCCUGAUACCCAGAUAUUUGUCUUUUUUAUUUUGGGGG